This is a messenger RNA of Brassica napus (rape), 1523 nucleotides long. RefSeq names its product S-protein homolog 13-like. NCBI's taxonomy places the organism in Eukaryota, Viridiplantae, Streptophyta, Magnoliopsida, Brassicales, Brassicaceae. The coding region runs from base 313 to 837 and encodes 174 amino acids. The transcript has a single exon. The record is from RefSeq and is a predicted model, not a curated record.
AAUUAUUUAUCAAUUACAUAAAUUUUGUGAAAAAAACCUUUCACAAAACCUCAAUCAAAAGCUGGAUUUAACCACCCUUACAAAAUACAACAUAUAUAUAUUCUAAAAUUACAAACCCAUGGCAAAUUUUUAAAGAAGAAAAUUAAAUGUUACCAGAAGUUUGUUAUUUAGUUAGAUUUCUUACAAAACCAAACCGAUGAAAAGGGGAAAAGAAAGCUCAUCGAACAUAAACAUCCAAAACAAACAACCACUUUCGUUUACAUAUAAGUCACAAAAACAAAAUUAAGAAAAACAAAACUAUUCAAGAGAGCUAUGGGGUCCGGGUUCAAGAUCGGAUCAAGUCUCCGUUUAGCCACCGCAUUCACAUGGUGCCUUCUCAUUGCAUCAACCUAUGUUCCAUACACCACAUCAGCAGCCCGGUUUGAGGUAAGAAACGAGAUAACCAAAUUCCCGGGAAGAAACCGACAACUCUCGUUUGAAUGUUGGUCAACUACCAACGAUCUAGGCUUGCAUGCUCUCAAACCAGGAGAAUCCAAAAGCUGGUCGUUCAAGGCGGUAUACAUCAAGUUACCGUUCAUGUACACGUACUUUCAGUGCAGGUUCUUCGUCGGCUUUGGCUCGCCUGAUGGUCAGGUCGCAACUGUUUUUGCUGGUGAGAGAAAAUUCAGGUACGAAUGCGAUGAUCAGGAGGAAGAGUGCAUUUGGGUGGUGAAGAGAGAAGGGUUAUAUAUAAGGAAGAUCACAAGGGAUGAUAAAGGCCAAAGGCUUUACGAAGACGCAUUGAAGCUGGCUUGGAUUGGUGGUACUAACUACUUCCCGAUUUAUGAGGAUCAAUAAUCAUUAACAUUUCCAUAUAAAUAGCAAACAUCUUCUAUUUGUUUUUUACUUUAUUUUAUUUUAUUUUUUCAAACAUCUUUUAUUUAUUUUUCCUCUUUAUGUAUACUUAGCAAAUUCGAGAUCAAUACAGAAUCAACUCUAAGCAAUGAAAAGAGCAUGUUGUUCACUCGGGCUUAGAUGAUUACAAUAAAUUACCUGAAAGUUUUUUUUUUUCUUUUUCGCUCAAGCUCCAUAUUUUGGGGCCUUCCAAAGUUUGAAAGCAAAGUCUAACAAAGAUUUCCAGAGAGUUGCAAUGGAAAAACAAAAAUGCUUGAAACAAGCCAUGUUGUAUAUUAACAAAAGUUUCAUUAAGUUGAAAUUACUAGAGUUUAAAAUGAUAAUGUAGCUUUAGAUUGACACAUGUUUUUUUUGUUAUUUUUUCAUAAAGAAUUUUAAAAUCAAUUGUGUUUGAGCUGAAGUAGCAGAAAAAUACAAGUUAUAUUCGAAAAUGAUUUGGCGAAAUCAUCCUAUGAAGCCAAAGUAAAAAAAAAAGAAAUAUGUAGAUUUCAAAAUUAGUAAACAAGUCUUUGGAUUUUGGAACAUACAAAAAGCUAACGCACUAGCCAUCACACGGGUGACGAGGCUCUCACUGAGUACGAACAUAUUUGUAUGAAAUUGAGAAAAACAAUAAACCAUAUAAAAAGAGU